This is a messenger RNA of Symbiodinium necroappetens, 2100 nucleotides long. Lineage: Eukaryota; Dinophyceae; Suessiales; Symbiodiniaceae. The record is from the annotation of a GenBank genome assembly.
AUGGUCGCAGCCUGCCUGGAAACCAUGCAGACUUCGCAACCUCAUCAGAAACAGAAGGAGUCCCCCUGGGAUUUCAUGGAGACACGGAUCGCCCAAGCAGAGGAGGCCACACAGCGUCUGCGUCGGCAACUGGCCAUCCACCCGCCUGUGCUGGACACAGUCACGGAACAGCUCGGCCUCCUGCGGCGGCACCAGAAGGAGCUGAAGGACUGGACUCUGGAGAGCAUCGCCCAGUCUUUUCUCGACCGCUCCAAUUCCGCUGCUUGGGAGCUUGCGGUGUUGAGGCCGGAGAUGUCUGCCUUGAAAUCCCAGGUAGAGGCCCUGAAAGAGGAGAACGGGCAUUUGACGAGCCAGCUCGGCGACGCCCAGAGGCGUGAAAGUGAGGUGCAGCAGAUGAUCGGCCGUGCAAAGAGCCGGAACGGGCUAUUGCUCUUGGAAGUGGAAGAGAUGAGGCAACAGUUGGAAGCUCAAAAAGGUAUCCAGGAGCUGGCCGAACGACUACGGGAUGAGUUGUGUCGGGCAGAACGUGCUGCCACUGACGCUGAGAUGGAGUGUGAGUCACUGCGGAAGCAGCUGGAAGGAUCCGGACAAAGACAGUCAUCUGAUACGGAUGCAGAUGACAACACAGAGGAGCUGCGUGAGCGUCUAAUGGAGAUGCAAGAGGCACUGAAUGCGGCCAGAGACCGUGCAACUGAUGCCGAAAUGGAGUGCGAAGACCUGCGCAAACAGCUGCAGCUGGGACAAACUGCGCGGGCAUCUGCGGAACGCGAAGGGGAUGACGACUCGCAUCUUUUUGAGAAGUUGGCAGAGUUACAGGAACAACUGGAUGUUGCCAGGGAUCGCGCCACUGACGCUGAGAUGGAGUGUGAGUCACUGCGAAGGCUGCUGGAAGGAUCCGGACAAAGACAGCCAGCUGAUACGGAUGCAGAUGACAACACGGAGGAGCUUCGCGAGCGUCUCAUGGAGAUGCAAGAGGCACUGAAUGCGGCCAGAGACCGCGCAACCGAUGCCGAAAUGGAGUGCGAAGACCUGCGCAAACAGCUACAGCUAGGACAAACUGCCCGGGCAUCUGCGGAACGCGAAGGGGAUGACGACUCGCACCUUUUUGAGAAGUUGGCAGAGAUACAGGAACGACUGGAUGUUGCUAGGGAUCGCGCCACUGACGCUGAGAUGGAGUGUGAGUCACUGCGGAAGCAGCUGGAAGGAUCCGGACAAAGACAGCCAGCUGAUACGGAUGCAGAUGACAACACAGAGGAGCUGCGUGAGCGUCUAAUGGAGAUGCAAGAGGCACUGAAUGCGGCCAGAGACCGUGCAACUGAUGCCGAAAUGGAGUGCGAAGACCUGCGCAAACAGCUGCAGCUGGGACAAACUGCGCGGGCAUCUGCGGAACGCGAAGGGGAUGACGACUCGCAUCUUUUUGAGAAGUUGGCAGAGUUACAGGAACAACUGGAUGUUGCCAGGGAUCGCGCCACUGACGCUGAGAUGGAGUGUGAGUCACUCCGAAGGCAGCUGGAAGGAUCCGGACAAAGACAGCCAGCUGAUACGGAUGCAAAUGACAACGCGGAGGAGCUGCGCGAGCGUCUCAUGGAGAUGCAAGAGGCACUGAAUGCAGCCAGAGACCGCGCAACCGAUGCCGAAAUGGAGUGCGAAGACCUGCGCAAACAGCUACAGCUAGGACAAACUGCCCGGGCAUCUGCGGAACGCGAAGGGGAUGACGACUCGCAACUUUUUGAGAAGUUGGCAGAGUUACAGGAACAACUGGAUGUUGCCAGGGAUCGCGCCACUGACGCUGAGAUGGAGUGUGAGUCACUGCGGAAGCAGCUGGAAGGAUCCGGACAAAGACAGCCAGCUGAUACGGAUGCAGAUGACAACGCAGAGGAGCUGCGUGAGCGUCUAAUGGAGAUGCAAGAGGCACUGAAUGCGGCCAGAGACCGCGCAACCGAUGCCGAAAUGGAGUGUGAGGACCUACAUCGGAAACUCUGCAAUUCAGCUGUGCAGCAGCUCAACGAUAAAAUGGUUCUGCAAGAUGGCAAGACGCAGCGGGAGCUGGAGCUUGAGAAGCAGAUUGCAGAUUUGAUGGGCGAUUUGCGUAAGUCCUAG